AUGGCUGAGUUCAACACUGAACCUGCCAAGCAGGCAGAUGAGAACGUUCCAACCUUGAAAGCUCUCAAAGAUGCGAUCCCAAAGGAGUGCUUUGAAUCGUCUCUUUCUACUUCGCUUCUUUACCUGGUCCGAGACAUAAUCUACUGCGCGACUCUCAUUUAUGCCGCCUCAUUCAUUCAUUUGAUCCCUUCCUUGCCUCUUCGCAUCGUCGCAUGGGCUACCUACGGAUUCUUCCAGGGUUGUGUUGGAACAGGACUGUGGAUCCUGGCGCACGAAUGUGGCCACGGUGCUUUCUCGAAAUAUCAGAACCUCAAUGACUUCAUUGGAUGGGCUACCCAUUCAUUCCUGAUGGUUCCCUACUAUUCAUGGAAGAUUACCCACGCUCGGCAUCAUCGGUAUACGGGUCAUAUGGAAAAGGACACAGUUUUUGUUCCCUGGACAGACAAAGAUCUUGCAACCAAGAAGAACGUCCAGAUUGAGAAAUUGAAGCACCUUGCCGAAGAAACUCCCAUUGUUUCUUUCAUGCAGCUUAUUGGACACCAGCUGAUGGGAUGGCAACUCUAUCUCUUCUUGAAUGUGACUGCUGGCACAAAGAGCGGACCCGAAGGUAAAGACAAGAUCGAGUUUGCCAGUCAUUACAAUCCCUCGAGUGCACUCUUCGCGCCAUUCCAGUGGAAAUAUAUUGCCUUGUCCGAUCUCGGACUCAUGAUAAUGGGCUCUAUUCUAUAUUACACCGCAUCUAUUAUUGGCGCAUGGAAUGUCGUACUCCUGUACGUCAUUCCCUACCUAUGGGUGCACCACUGGCUGAUUGCCAUCACAUAUCUUCAGCAUACCCAUCCUGAUGUUCCACACUAUACCGCAGAGGCUUGGACUUACACGAAAGGCGCACUAGCAACCAUCGAUCGUACGACCGGUUUCAUUGGUCGUCAUUUCUUCCACGAAAUCAUUGACUACCACGUCGUCCACCACCUCUUCAGUCGCAUCCCCUUCUACAAGGCGGAACAGGCCACCAAGGCAAUUCAGCCUCUGCUGGGAGAAAAUUACCAUGAAGAAAAGGAGCAAGGCUUCUUAUACUCAUUAAUGAUGACUUUCCGAAAGUGCAUCUAUGUAUCGGAGAAAAAGGGAGAAAGUGUUCAGCCCGGCGUCUUGCAUUUUGUGCUGGCGGAUGACAGGAGAUGA
This is a messenger RNA of Penicillium nucicola, 1179 nucleotides long. RefSeq names its product oleate delta-12 desaturase. The record is from RefSeq and is a predicted model, not a curated record. Bases 1 to 1179 code for a protein of 392 amino acids. NCBI's taxonomy places the organism in Eukaryota, Fungi, Ascomycota, Eurotiomycetes, Eurotiales, Aspergillaceae. The transcript has 3 exons. Gene Ontology annotation, biological process: lipid metabolic process. Gene Ontology annotation, molecular function: oxidoreductase activity.